AUGAUUGAGAUGAGCUUAUUUAACGCCAACCAUCCUCCCCUAUUCUAUCCAAACCAGUUACCACAACGGUUUCUCUUCUUCACUCUCUUCUCUGUUCUUAUGGAUUCAAGUCAUCCACAUAGUCAGUCCUCUAGCUAUGUAGGCUUGCUAACCAGUCAAGAUGAAAGCAUUGCACAUGGUAACUUUCCUUAUGAAAGUUACCAUUCUAGUGUAAACUUUGGCGCUUCAGAAAUCCCCCCUUUCAGUUCACAGCAAGCUCCACCUCCAACUCAAGACACACCAGUGAAGCGUGGGAAGAGAAAUAAGUGGUCCCCAGCCGAUGACGAGGUCUUGAUCAGUGCGUGGCUAAACACAUCGAAAGACACCAUAGUCGGAAAUGAUCAAAAGUACGGAACCUUCUGGAGACGCGUAGGAGAAUACUAUGAUGCAAGUCCUCAUGCUACAGCGAGGGGUGAUAAGAGGUCUCAUCAAAACUGCAAGCAAAGGUGGCAGAAGAUCAAUGAACUCACUAACAAGUUCUGUGCCGCCUUUGCAGCUGCAGAGAGACAGCAAAGCAGUGGUCAGAAUGAGACUGAUCUUCUGAAAACGGCUCAUGAUAUCUUCUUUAGGGAUCAUGACGUCAAGUUCAACCUUGAGCAUGCAUGGUGUGUGUUGAGGCAUGAGCAGAAAUGGCUUUCACUCAACACUAUUAAAGCCACUAUCACCAUUGCCACUGCGAAGAGGAAAAAUGCUGAGAAAGACACCCAAGCUUCAAGCUCCGAAGUUGGUAUGGAUCAGAUAAGGCCUGAAGGUAUCAAGGCUGCGAAAGCCAGAAGGAAUAAUCGUCAAGGGAAGGCUCAUGCUGAUUACAAGGACAUUUGGGAGAUCAAGAAGGAGGAUUUGGAGAAGAAGGAGAAGCUCUCUAAACUGGCUAUACUAGACACUCUGCUAAAUAAAAAAGAACCUCUAUCUGAAGCUGAAGAAGUUGUCAAGAAUAAGCUACUAGCCCUGUAUUUCUGA
Molecule: messenger RNA, 999 nt
Organism: Raphanus sativus (radish)
Lineage: Eukaryota; Viridiplantae; Streptophyta; Magnoliopsida; Brassicales; Brassicaceae
Product: glutathione S-transferase T3-like
Exons: 1
Coding region: 1-999 (332 amino acids)
Source: RefSeq, a predicted model, not a curated record